Messenger RNA from Papilio machaon (common yellow swallowtail), 1884 nucleotides. It is a transcript of the gene Hydr2, whose product is annotated as abhydrolase domain-containing protein 2. Gene Ontology annotation, biological process: medium-chain fatty acid biosynthetic process; sperm capacitation; steroid hormone receptor signaling pathway. Gene Ontology annotation, cellular component: sperm plasma membrane; sperm flagellum. NCBI's taxonomy places the organism in Eukaryota, Metazoa, Arthropoda, Insecta, Lepidoptera, Papilionidae. The record is from RefSeq and is a predicted model, not a curated record. Gene Ontology annotation, molecular function: acetylesterase activity; monoacylglycerol lipase activity. The coding region runs from base 205 to 1500 and encodes 431 amino acids. The transcript has 7 exons.
UCAUGUCUUGUUUCCAAAAAAUCUAGAACUUGAAAGAUUGUUGCAGGAACCGGGAAAGGAAAAGAAACUGUUUUCAUUUCAGUAUAUUGUAGUAGGUUAUACUGAGUGGUGUUGUUAUUGUGACAAUGGCGUAUUAAUUAAAUAAUUCCAUGGGCGUGUAUGAAUGAUAUUUAUUGAGAUUUAUAUAAUAAAACAACAGUUAAAAUGUCGACAGUUCUUUUAGCCGUGGUUGCCGUUAUUUUGUGCAUUCUUUUCCGAAUAUUAAACGUAAACAGCCAGCCUCAUAAACCCGUGAUUUACGGAAGAGACAGGAAUUUUAUUGAAAAUAUUUUAUUUAUUGCGCCCUUCUUGAAUGAACCUUACACACCAACAAGAUUGUGGGGCUUCAGUGGUCAUGUUCAGACAAUACUUCACAGUCUGAUUGGCAGAGUAAGGUGCCCUUGGCCAAUCGGUGGCAGGAUAUCUCUGGUUCUCCCCGACAAAUCCACACUCACUUAUGAUCUCUAUGAACCAGUCGGAUCUGAACGGGAAGAUGACGUCACUGUAGCGAUCUGUCCCGGCAUCGGCAACACGUCGGAGAGCGUUUACAUCCGCACCUACGUACACUACUCGCAAUGCCACGGCUACCGCUGCGCCGUGCUGAACCACAUCGGCGCCCUCGCCAGUGUGCCCGUCACCGGAGCCCGAAUAUUCUCUUACGGUCACACUGACGACUUUGGUUACAUGGUUGAUAAUUUAAUAGAACGAUACCCAAACACCAAAUUAGUUCUAGUUGGAUUCAGUCUAGGAGGUAAUUUGAUAUCAAAGUAUUUGGGCGAGGACAGGAAGCGACCUCCCAAUAUUGUAGGAGGCAUCUCAAUAUGUCAAGGAUACAAUGCUAUUGACACUAUUGUUCAUCUUCUACAAUGGCAAAAUUUCCGUCGUUUCUACCUGUACAUAAUGACUGACAACUAUCGUAACAUUAUCACACGACACAAGCGGAUGCUGCUCAGCCCAGAGAUGAAGACCAGAUAUUCUUUAGAUGAAAACAUGAUCGUGUCCGCAGGUACACUGCCGGACUUAGAUGAAGCCUAUUCAAGGCGUGUGUACGGGUUUGAAUCAGUAACGGAUUUGUACAAAUGGAGUUCCUGUGCAUUCUACCUCGACAAUAUAAAAACCCCAAUGGUGUUUAUAAACGCGCGAGAUGACCCCAUAGUUCCUGAACAACUGUUGCCUGUUGCAAGAGAAUUUGUCAGUUCACACGACAAAGCGAUGUACUUAGAGUUGGCACACGGUGGACAUCUGGGAUUCUACGAGGGCGGGCUGGUGUACGCCAACCCGGUGACGUGGCUGGACCGCGCCCUCGUCGGUCUAGUGGGGGGUCUCCUCAUGGCACAUGACAAGUGCGCCCCAAAGGACACCCCCCUCCUCGAUGCCACCGUCGACGAAGACGAGCCGGACCUCAUCAAAUCCGCCACCAUCAUCUAUCGGGACCCCCUCGAUAAAACUCAAAAGGUCUAAUUAUUUAUAUUUUUUAAGGAGGCUUAUUCGUUUAUGUUUUAUAGAAAGCUAAUUUAAAACAGUGUUUUUUAAACUUUAACACGUCGUGAAGCUCUUAAAGAGUAAUAUUAUGUCAGUUACUGAUUAAUUAAGAAACUAUGUCAUCAAAAAUUCUUUGAGGCUUCACGACAUUCUGUAGCCGCAAGUCACAGUUUGAAAAGCACUGAUUUAAAUAUAAAUUAACUCUGACUUAAAAUGGUUAUUUUAUGUCGCCAAAGAUGGGCAUAGCCUUGGCGAUAUAUUGCAUUAUAGUUGUUUGCUUCAUACUACAGAAUAUAGUCUUAGGUUGCAAUAGAGCGGCUUAUAUCGCUCCAAUUCCUAGACGGCUUAAAUAUCAAAAUUUAA